Annulohypoxylon maeteangense is the source of this 1677-nucleotide messenger RNA. Its product is annotated as cytochrome P450. The record is from RefSeq and is a predicted model, not a curated record. The coding region runs from base 1 to 1677 and encodes 558 amino acids. Lineage: Eukaryota; Fungi; Ascomycota; Sordariomycetes; Xylariales; Hypoxylaceae. Gene Ontology annotation, molecular function: heme binding; monooxygenase activity; oxidoreductase activity, acting on paired donors, with incorporation or reduction of molecular oxygen. The transcript is spliced from 2 exons.
AUGCUGUCAAAUUUGCGCAAUUUCUCUAUUAUAUCGCUCCUUUCCUCAUAUCUUGUCGUUUCUUUCCAGCCAGGAUGGGCUAAGUUGGGAUUCUUCGGCACGUUCGUUGCCAUCUGGUCUCUCCAAGUAUUUGUAUAUUACGGUAUUUGGAGAGUCAUAUUAUAUCCUAAAUUAUUUUCUCCCCUUCGUGGUCUUCCUCAACCCAAGGAUGGAUCUUUCUUCAUGGGACAAUUUAAGGAUAUUAGGACUCAGCCCACAGGUAUACCCAUGAGGAAGUGGGUUGCCACUAUACCAAAUGAUGGCAUUAUUCGGUACCUUGGCCCGUUCAACCAGGAGCGUUUACUCAUAACUGGUCCCAAAGCCCUUGCUGAGGUUUUAGUUACCCGAAACUAUGACUUUCAGAAGCCAGGCACUAUCCGCUUCGGUCUCAGUCGUCUCCUAGGUGUUGGGGUACUUCUUGCCGAGGGUGAUGAACACAAAUUCCAGCGCAAAAACCUCUUGCCUGCAUUCGCAUUUCGACACAUCAAGGAACUCUAUCCGACGUUUUGGUCAAAGGGUCGUGAAGUUGUACAGGUUAUGACGAAGACUGUUAUUGCCAACGCACAGAAUGAAACAUCUUCCCAAGACCCCGAGAAAGCGAAGAAGACGGGUGUCAUCGAGGUUGGUGAUUGGGGGUCCCGGGUGACGCUAGACAUCAUUGGUCUUGCUGGGUUUGGUCAAGACUUCGGUGCUAUCCAGGAUCCAAAUGCGGAACUCAGUCAAACAUAUCGAGAUGUUUUCAAGCCAUCAAGACAGGCCCAGAGGCUGGCUUUCUUAAACUUGCUAUUUCCUAACUGGUUUCUCGCUCGGCUCCCUAUCAAACGCAACAACGACAUAAGCGCAGCAUCCGAAACUAUUCGAAACGUAUGCCGGAGACUGAUACGAGAAAAGAAGGAGAAGCUAGCGCGAAAAGAGCUUAAAGAUCUCGAUAUCCUUUCCGUCGCUUUAGAAUCUGGCGGGUUCACGGAUGAGAACCUCGUCGAUCAGCUCAUGACUUUCCUAGCAGCCGGCCACGAGACGACGGCUACCGCGAUGAGCUGGGGUAUAUACAUGCUCUGCCGGAACCCCGAAAUACAAGCACGACUACGCGCCGAGAUUCGAGAAAACCUACCCCCUAUCGACUCGGACCAGGAAGUCAAUAGCCAAGACAUCGACAACCUGCCUUAUCUAAACGCCGUCGCUAACGAGGUCUUACGCUACUACGCCCCUGUCCCGCUCACGCUUCGCGAGGCUACCGUAGACACGACGAUACAAGGACAGAGAGUGCCCAAGGGAACGGCAGUCAUGUUAUCGCCGUGGGCCACGAACUUCGACAAGACUCUGUGGGGCCCUGACGCGGAUGAGUUUAACCCAGACCGUUGGUUGCCGAAGGGUCCCGACGACAAGAAAGCCGCCAGCGGAGGCGCGUCGAGCAACUACGCAUUCCUGACAUUCCUCCACGGCCCAAGGAGUUGCAUCGGCUUGGCCUUCGCCAGGGCUGAGUUCGCGUGCUUGCUCGCGACGUGGGUUGGCCGGUUCGAGUUCGCUCUGAGGGACGAAAAGUACAGGGACGAGAAGAACAUAACGAUUAAGGGAGGCAUCACUGCUAGGCCGGAAUACGGCAUGCAUGUCUACGCUACGGUCGUGGACGGGUGGUGA